Molecule: messenger RNA, 660 nt
Organism: Xylaria bambusicola
Lineage: Eukaryota; Fungi; Ascomycota; Sordariomycetes; Xylariales; Xylariaceae
Exons: 2
Coding region: 1-660 (219 amino acids)
Source: RefSeq, a predicted model, not a curated record
AUGUACUGCGAGCAAGGCUAUCUCGAUCUACCUGUUCCUGCUGAUAUCAUAUCUAAUAGCACGCAUACUUUUGAUCAUGGAUAUCAACUAAUGGCCGACAUUCUCUUCGAGGCCUUUCGUCAGGCUAAUAAAAGGGGUUUCUUACAGCCACCUGAGAAGAACGGCGUCCCGGAUGAUGGGGAGCUGGAGAGGAUCAAUGAGCAGUUGUUGUUCGAGCCGCAUUAUCCCAAGCUGAAUAAAGAUACGGAUAAGCCCGAGAAAUGUGUAGAUGCUAUAGAAAAGGACAUCGCGGACACCAAGGCGCAGACUGUUGGCAACGUCAAUGCUGGAAGUACCGCGAAUACCACGACUGUGAACAUUGCAGACACCAAGACUGGAGAUGCUACAGGGAGUACAGCAAUCACUACUGACACGAAGGCUGGCACAGUCGUAGGAAUUACAGCAACUACCACUGUCGACACUAAGAUUGAAACCGUCGCCGAUGUCGAAGUUCUUCCAAAGGUGAAUACAAUCGUGGGUACUAACGUUGGAGCCACUGUUGUCGACAAACAGGCCAUCGAAACCAUGGGAACGACAACCAACACCGAGGUGGCCACCAAACCUAUCUUAGGAAACACGGCGACGUGCCCCUUGGAAAUCAAAACUGAAAAUGUCGUAUAA